GCAAGCCUUCCUUGAGCAUUUCGACCUCCUGGUCCCCGGCUCGGGGAAGGCUCCAUGGUUGGUGCCCAGCCUUCUCCCGCGACGGCCAGAGACGACUGCAGCGCGCAGCACGCCCGAGGUCGUCUUCGUGCUGGACUUCAAAGGCGCCUUCAGGCGCCUUCUUUCCACGCUGAUUCCCAGGCUGCUCUGCCAACUGCGCAAGCGCUAU
This is a messenger RNA of Symbiodinium sp. CCMP2456, 208 nucleotides long. The record is from the annotation of a GenBank genome assembly. NCBI's taxonomy places the organism in Eukaryota, Dinophyceae, Suessiales, Symbiodiniaceae.